GCAAGACACAGUCGGACAUAGCUUUUUGAAGUAUGGCGCAGCGUGUGACACAGUGAUCAGUGGCCCAGCAGUGCCUCGGUAUCAGCGAAUCGACGGAAAACUCGGGCGCUCUCGCUUGCCUCUUCCCCCCCAUCCCCCCACGGACAAGCAAAAGAUCUCCCUCGGCGCUUUAACAACUCCGCCCGCGAAGAAAGCCAGCAAAGCGAGGUAAAGAGCAGCCAAAAAGAAAGAAAGGUGAUUGAAAACCAAUGCCCAGUAGCUGCUGCUGUUCCUGCAACACUAUACUUCCUCCUCUCCUCUCUCUCUCUCUCUCUCUCUACUUUCCCAGUUCGGAAUUCUACAAGGGGUAUUGCACAGAUCGAUGUGACCCUCACCUCCGUAACAGCUGCGUCACACCUCCACACCUGCCCCCCUUCUCCGUCACUACCAAAGCAGCGGUGGUGAUAACAUCACCUCUGGCUUCACAUCUCAACUCGACACGUUGUUGUGGGGGUGAGCUUGAUCGACGUGAUAACCCCUGUUUUGCCUUCAUCAUGUCGCGUAGAUAGGCUCCACGGAGUUGCUACAGGGACGAUCCGACGGCGUUGAGGUGGUGACAUGGCGCGAUCCCGGCGUUCAUUUCUCGUGCUAAAAGGUCCGCCGGCGGGCCCGGAGACAGCUAAUGGUGGAUGGAACAUCUCAAGAGCGGUGGGGCCACCGGCGGCUUAGCAACAUGCCAACAGCAGAAGCAUCCCACCUGAGCCGAGCAUUCCCGAGUACGUCCACCGCACCAGCAAUCGCCUGCGAGCGAACCGGAAGCUGAGGUGCCUCCCACGUGCGCUAGUCUCUGCUAAUUGGAUGCUCUGUCCCUCUGUCUUGCUCCUCCUGUCAACGAGCAGUCGACGCCCUAACCGUGGGGAACGUGUUAACCUCCUCCCUAAUCGUGUGGGGCUGCUCAUUUAUGUUCUAUUGUUAUCGGAAACAAGACAGAUCAUAUUCUCUGCCUUCUAAUGGUUAUUAUUUUUAUGAUUAAUGUGUAAUAUAUAUGGUUGGGUGGAUAAAAUCGAGAAACAGAAGCAGUUGUGUGUCUGUGUGGACUGCAAGAAACAAAAAGCUGUGAGCUUCUCCACGGUUUGCUAUCUCCAGGGCUUGGCCGAGAGAAGUCGAGCAGUAGAAAUAGGAGAAGAAAGAAGAGGUGGCACUGAGUCUAGAGAGAGAGAGAGAGAGAGAUGGGUUCGUCGGCGGCGGAUCGAUUCGUGGGAGGAGGCGGCGGAGGGGAGGAACAGCUGCUGCAGCAGCAGCCUCAGAUGUACUAUCACGUGCCGCAGCACAGCCGGAGGGAGAAGCUACGGUUCCCGCAGGAGAUGUCCCCCUCGCACACCUCUUUCCUUCUCCUCCACGACCACAACGCCGCGACGCCGCUCUAUCCCGCCGGUUCUUUGACGGCCUUUCUCCCUUCCUUUUGCACUUCCUUCUCCUCGUCCGACUACUCUCACAACCCAGCCAUUAGCAACGGUGUGGCGCAAUUCGACGGCCACGGCGCGCUACCGAUCCCCUCGCAACACCAGCACCAGAUCCACAACCAAGGCUUCUCCCUCUCGCUUUCCUCCUCCUCCUCCCCCCGCCCCACGACUUCGCGGCACCAAGUUAUAACCCGGACGACCCCCUUGGGCCCCUUCACGGGCUACGCGGCCGUCCUCAACCGCUCCAGGUUCCUGGACCCGGCGAGGAAGCUGAUGGAGGAGGUGUGCCAUGUGGGGCAGCAAGCAGCAGCAGGUGGCGGCAGCAGGGAGAUGCUCCUGGACGUGGAUCCGUCGAGGGAGUCGCUGGUGGAUCGCGGCGGGGAUGGUUGGACCGACCACGGCACCAAGGCGGACCGCCAGAUCUCGGGCAUGUAUCAGCAGCAGUGGAAGAAGACCAGUCUCAUCUCCAUGCUCGAUGAGGUUUACAGAAGAUACAAGCAAUACUACCAGCAGAUGCAAGCUGUUAUUACAUCAUUCGAGUCCGUUGUGGGAUUGAGUAGUGCUGCCCCAUAUGCCUCGAUGGCGCUCAAGGCGAUGUCGAAACACUUCAGAUGCCUUAAGAACAUCAUCUCUGACCAAAUUCAUCAUGCAAACAAGGGUAUCCGAAAUGAAGGGAACAGCAGGGAAGAGAUUUCGAGCUUUGGCCUCGUCAACAAUAUCGGUUAUCUCCAGAGAACAACCAAUAGCACCGGUACCUUUGCUCAACCACAUGUUUGGAGGCCUCAGAGAGGACUUCCCGAACGGGCCGUCUCGGUGCUUCGUUCAUGGCUUUUCGAACACUUCUUGCAUCCGUAUCCUACUGAUGUAGACAAGCAGGACUUGGCCAAACAGACUGGUCUAACGAGAAAUCAGGUUUCUAACUGGUUUAUUAAUGCGAGAGUGAGGCUUUGGAAGCCAAUGGUGGAGGAAAUCCAUUCCCUAGAGAUGCGUCAAAAGAACAAAGUGUCGGCCGGCGACCACCGCUUCCUGGUUACUGAUGAACAGUCUCGGCUGCCGCCAUCAUCUUCCAAGGCGAACGCAUUUGGUUCUCAGCCUCCCCCGAUGGAGUACUUGAUGGGGACCAAAUGCAUUGAUCAAGAAGAGCUGUCUCCCGUUCCAGUUAACCUUGUGUGCGAUGGCACGUCCAACCAUCGGCACGUCGGGGGCGUUGGCAAUGGCGUCUCUCUCACCCUCGGCCUCCAUCAGAACAAUGGGGUUUGCCUUUCGGAGCCGCUACCCCUCAGCGUCGCCCGUCGUUUCGGCUUGGAGGAGUGCAGUGACACGUAUCUGGUGACUCCGUUUGGCGACCAAGAGAGGCAAUUCGGGAAGGAUGUCGGCACCCGUUCGCUCCAUGAUUUUGUCGGGUGACACCAAACCUCGAGUAGUCUGAGCUCCUAAGAGAUGAACAUAAGAUUAAUCGGACGCGUUCUACUGAUCUCAAUUGUUGUAUACAAACAACAGGCCUCUUGUCAAGGCUUGCAACGUUUUGCCCGCACGCGUUGCCGCUGUAACAUUAUUUAUGCAUAUCCUUCAGAGGCUUGGAAGACUGGAGCCAAUUCUCAUGCA
Molecule: messenger RNA, 3047 nt
Organism: Musa acuminata AAA Group (dessert banana)
Lineage: Eukaryota; Viridiplantae; Streptophyta; Magnoliopsida; Zingiberales; Musaceae
Product: BEL1-like homeodomain protein 9
Exons: 4
Coding region: 1209-2849 (546 amino acids)
Biological process (GO): regulation of transcription by RNA polymerase II
Molecular function (GO): DNA-binding transcription factor activity, RNA polymerase II-specific; RNA polymerase II cis-regulatory region sequence-specific DNA binding
Source: RefSeq, a predicted model, not a curated record